This is a messenger RNA of Antrostomus carolinensis (chuck-will's-widow), 954 nucleotides long. Its product is annotated as olfactory receptor 6X1-like. Lineage: Eukaryota; Metazoa; Chordata; Aves; Caprimulgiformes; Caprimulgidae. Gene Ontology annotation, molecular function: olfactory receptor activity; G protein-coupled receptor activity. Gene Ontology annotation, biological process: G protein-coupled receptor signaling pathway. Gene Ontology annotation, cellular component: membrane. The record is from RefSeq and is a predicted model, not a curated record.
AUGGAAAACCAGACUUUUGUGACUGAAUUUAUUCUUCUCGGUUUCACUGGCCUUCAAAGGGUUCAUGUUUUACUCUUUGUGGGAGUCUUGGUCAUCUACAUUUUGACUAUCACUGGGAAUGUCAUCAUCAUUGCCACAGUGGUAAAUGACAACACUCUCCACAAGCCUAUGUAUUUCUUCCUUGGAAAUCUCGCAUUUUUGGACAUAAUCUAUGUCUCGACUACUAUACCCAAGCUUUUGGCCAGUCUUCUGGAUGUCAAGAAGUCAAUCAGCAUAGCUGGGUGCAAAGCCCAAGCCUUCUCUCACUUUUUCCUUGGUGCUACUGAGUUUUUCCUCCUCACAGCCAUGUCCUUUGACCGAUAUAUAUCAAUAUGCAUUCCUCUUUACUACACCAUCAUUGUGAAUGGAAAACUGUGUGCUAAGCUUUCAUUUGGCUCUUGGAUGAGUGGCUUUCUUACUGUCUUUGUGCAAACUGUUCUGGUGUUUAGACUGCCAUUCUGUGGCCCCAAUAUCAUAUUCUACUGUGACAUUGGGCCGCUGCUGAAGCUGUCUUGCACUGAGACCCACCAUAUUGAAUGGCUUGUUUUCACUGUUGCUACAGUGGUACUGUUUAGCACUUCCUUUUUGAUUUUCAUCUCCUACUUCACCAUAAUUUUUACCAUAUUGAGGAUCCCAUCUGCUUCUGGAAAACAAAAAGCUUUCUCUACUUGCAUUGCUCAUCUGGCUGUAGUCAUCAUGCUUUACGGGGCUGUGAUAUUCAUUUACGUCAGGCCAAGAGGGCAUGCCUCACUAGAUAUGAACAAAGUGGCAUCCCUUCUGAACACCCUUAUAACACCACUUUUUCUGAACCCUUUCAUUUAUACUUUGAGGAACAAAGAGGUAAAGACUGCCUUGAAAAAAUCAGUGACCAGAAAUAAAGUAUUUGAGGUUAAAGAAAGAGGAUUAAAAUGUUGA